Ceratitis capitata (Mediterranean fruit fly) is the source of this 1194-nucleotide messenger RNA. RefSeq names its product troponin C-akin-1 protein (gene Tina-1). The transcript is spliced from 3 exons. The record is from RefSeq and is a predicted model, not a curated record. Lineage: Eukaryota; Metazoa; Arthropoda; Insecta; Diptera; Tephritidae. Bases 358 to 858 code for a protein of 166 amino acids. Gene Ontology annotation, molecular function: gamma-glutamylaminecyclotransferase activity.
ACAUCGUGCGAUUUUAAAAUUCAGUUGAAGUUCUGCUCUUUAUCGAUUCACAUCGUUUGCUGGUUCCACUGGAGCUAUUCAUUUUGUUGUUUGAAAAUCUUUCGAAUCGACUUCAUUGCUGCCUGAUUGCAGUCAGUUGACUAUAAAAGGAAUAAAACGCCAAUAAUUGAAACUUUCCGGCAAAGAGAGUAUAAAAAAAUUAUUUAACUAAAAAAUAUACAUCUUUGAGAUAGCGCUGUGUGGAAUUCAAAGGGUUAUUAGCUAGACAGACGGUAGCCAUUUUUAGCUGAAUUUGUAAUACUUUUUUUAAUAAAUCGUACUUUAAAAGCUCUACGUGUGACAACAACAAUAACAACAAUGACCAACAUCAGGAAAGCAGCUUCUUCUCUGCAAAAGCUUUUCGUUUGCGGCGCCUUGAAAUAUGGCCAACCUGGUCACUCUAUACUCGCCAAUUCCGGUAAUGGCCAUGCGAAAUUCUGGUGCCGCGCCACAACCACUGAAAAAUUACCACUUGUGAUAGCCACGCGUUACAACAUUCCCUUUUUGCUAAACAAGCCUGGUGUUGGUAACUACGUUUUAGGCGAGAUCUACGAAGUAGACGACAAGAUGUUGAAUUCCCUGGAUGACUUGGAGGAUUGUCAGGACGUAUUCACACGUGAGGUCCAAGAUAUGAACAUCGGUGUUGGUGAAGGUACCGUACCAUGCUGGGUUUACUUAUUGCAAAAGUAUCCAGAAAAGCUGCUCUCACUGCCAUAUUUGUCCAGUUAUGAGAACAGUGCCACUCACCCUUAUGUCAUGCGCAAUCGUCGCACACAUAAGCAUCCACCUCAAGAGGAUCUCGCAUACACCGCGGCUUAACCACCACGAUCCCGAUACCAAUACUUUACCUUAUAUGCAUAUGGUCCGUCUACUGGUAGUAGACAUUUGCCAGCUGUGUGUGAUUAGCAUUUACUUACUGUGAACUUGUAUUGCAUGGAAUGCUCGUACUGUUUCCACUGUCUUUGAGAAAUCUAGCAGCGCAGAGUAACUUAUGAGAAUUCCAAAGUUGAUAUUAGCUGAACUUACUUUAGUCGUAAUGUAGUCGUGUAAUUUAGACAUACAAAUAAAUAUACGUCUGGUCUUCAUUAUAUUGUCCAAAAUCUUAUGAUCAUGAAUUAAGUACUCUUUUGUAAAAAAAUAAAACAAGAAACAAAA